This is a messenger RNA of Pelagomonas calceolata, 1335 nucleotides long. NCBI's taxonomy places the organism in Eukaryota, Pelagophyceae, Pelagomonadales, Pelagomonadaceae. The record is from the annotation of a GenBank genome assembly.
CCCCGCGUACGGCUGCAUAAAUCACUAGCGAUUGAGCCCCGAGCCUCCAGAGCUCGCGGGUUUCUACGUCGACAGCGUUUACGGCUGCCCCGCGCUGCCCUGCGGCGACAGACGAUGGCUCCGUGAUUCAUGGGGCGCCGCAGCACCAAUGCGGGGCUGCCGCGCGUCGCCCUGGCGCUGGGCCUGUGCGCACUGCUCACGCUCCUGGCACCCCUGCUGCUCGGACGCGACGCGCCGCCGCGCAUCGACGCCCACGAGUUGGCGCGCGUCGUGGAUCGACAGAACCGGACCAUCGCGCGGUUGCAGGAGCAGCUCCGACGGCCGGCCGCGCCGCCGCCGCGGCGCGCCGACGCGAGCCGCGAGCCACAGCGCGCUCCGCCGCCGCCGCGCCGCGUCGACCGCGCACCGCAACGCCCCGCGCCGGCGCCUGGACGAAACGACGCCUGGCGCCCGGUAGAAAUCACAAAAGACGACUGGGUCGUCUACCUGCGGGCCCAGAAGACGGGCUCGCAGACGCUCUGGACGACGCUGUUGGACGUUUUUGAUGGAGGCGCCUGGGGCCCGCGGCGGUGCGUGCGGGGGCCCUUCUGCGGCCACCGGUGCGAGAACGUCCUCAGGGACGCGUUCAUAAAAGCGUCGAAGGAGCGCAAGUGCCACCUCUUCGUGCGGGCCCACGCGAACCUCCAUGAUUAUCAGCGGGCCUUCGAGAGCGUCAACAGGAACGGGAGGGUCCACUACCUGGCCUUCCUGCGGGACCCCGUCAAACGCGCGCUCAGCGAGCACGACCACAUCACGAACGGCCUCGUGGCCCAGUUCGGGCCGCACGUCUUCGGGAAGGCGUGGGACUACGACUUCACGGACCGGACCAGGGCGUCUUUGUCAGAUUGGUUGAUGUGUACAGCGUGCCGCGUGGGCGCCUCGAACCGGCAGGCGCGGUUCCUGGCGGGCCUGGCGACGACCGGCGAACUCGCCGAGGGCGAGGGCACGGCAGCCGGCGACGCGCGCCUCUACGACGCCGCCUCCCAAAAUUUGCGGGCGUGCGUCUUCGUGGGCGUCCUCGACCGCUUCGAUGAGUCCAUGCUGCUGCUCAAGGAGACGUUCCCCGGGCCGCUUCGCAACUUCCGGAGCUUCGCGGACGCGCCGCACCCGAAGCUCGGCCGGCGGCGCGCGCCGGACGCGGCGGCGCUCGCGCGCCUCCGGGAGCUCAACGCCGUCGACCAGCGCCUCUACGACGAGGCGAAGGUCCUGUUCGACGCGCGCUUCGCGGGCAUGCUCGCCGCGACGGCUACGUCGCAGCGGUUCCGGAAGCGCGGGGGGCGGUAUGUACUAAGCUAA